Molecule: messenger RNA, 2159 nt
Organism: Eremomyces bilateralis CBS 781.70
Lineage: Eukaryota; Fungi; Ascomycota; Dothideomycetes; Eremomycetales; Eremomycetaceae
Exons: 2
Coding region: 85-2076 (663 amino acids)
Biological process (GO): protein import into nucleus
Cellular component (GO): cytoplasm; nuclear membrane
Source: RefSeq, a predicted model, not a curated record
UCAUUGAUUGUCUGUAUUUCUCAUGGAGCGACACCCGAAGCGUGUCAGUAUCUCCAAACCAUCGUCAGCCGCACCUUAUAUGGGAUGUCGCCAUCGGUCUGGAAGGAUGUGCAGGUGUUACUUGCUCAUCCUGAUAGCAUCUUCCGCCGUAUGGUCAAGCAAGCGCAGCUGGGGGAUGAUGAGGCGAGGCCAUACUUUAACCUGUUUUUGACCGUCGCAGAACAAAGUGUCCAGGAGAUGCUGCGCGAACCAGAGACGGAUUUCCACGGAUAUCUACUAGAAGUGAUGAAGGAGUCACUUUCGGCCAGCGAUUGGCCUGUUGAGCCGUCACAUCCCGCUAUACUUGCCUUGCAAUUUUGGCAAAAUUUUAUCGACGAGAUGUCGGAUGCCCUCAUGGCGGAUGAGUCUCCAUCAGAGUUCCCGCAAAGCCGCAUUGUAUGGUGGAACUCCGCACGCCUCAAUCUUCUCGCUGCUAUCGAGAAAUUCAUGAUCCGUCUUCGACUGCCCUCACUCUCCGAGCUUCAUGACUGGGGUAAGGACGAACGAGAUGUGUUCCGGGAAUUUAGAAGGGAUGUGAAAGAUCUCUUCUCGGAAGCAUACUCGAUCAUCGGCAACGAUAUUCUCGUGGGAUUUGUCCGGUUCACAGCAUCCGCACUGGAGAGCAGUUCACCCGAUCCUCUGCAAAUCGAGGCAUCACUGACAUCGUUUUCUGCGAUUGGCGAUGCCAUCAAUGAAUCCGAUGAGACGGACCAGGCCGUGGCAACCAUUGUCGGAAGCCGUCUAUUUCAGUUUCUAUCGAGUCCCGAGCUACCAUACCUCGUGAAGAAAUCGGGAAUUGAUUUGAUCGCAUCCAUGACUUCGUUCUAUCAACGACGACCAGAUUUAGUUCCUCUCGCAUUGAAUUUCCUCUUCGAGGCGGCGAAGCACGAGUCCCUCGCGGUUUCAGCAUCGCGAUCUAUUAGCCAAUUGACGUCGGCCUGUAGAUCGGAGCUGACGAGCGAGCUUAGCACGUUCUUCGUCAAGUACGAUGAAUUUAUCGCAGGGCCGACUAUUGACUCUCUCACGAAAGAAAAACUGAUCGGAUCCAUCGCAGCAGUUGUGCAGGCUAUUCCGGUCCAUGAAGACAGACUGUCGGCGUUGGAAACCCUCCUUCGGUAUGUUUCGAAAGACAUCGAACGCUCCAUCGAGUUGAUGAACCUCGCUCAACGGCCUGGCCAUCCUGAAUCCGCAAGGGAGUCGUUACAAGCCGGAGAACAAGCCAUGCGGUGUUUGGCCGCGAUCGCUCGGUCAUUCGAAGACGACGGGACUCAAGUCGUUGAUCUUGAGAACAGCGAGGGGGGUGGACCAAUGUCCACUGAGCGCGAGAAAAUCCUUCAGCUCCAAAUCAGCCGAAUGAUAUCUACCCAACUCUCGUUAUUUGGCGAUCAUGCGACUUUCGAGGUGGUCGAAUCCGCGUGCUCUGUUUUCAGAACAGGCUUCAAAGGCCGAGAUGGAGGUCCAUUUUCACUCCCUGCCGCCGACUUCCUGGCUCUUCUAUUUCAACGCUCCAUCCACUCGCCGGGGUUUUCGGACGAGUGGCUGAAAUCUUUAUGCACCUAUCUCAGUGCCGCCUCGCUUCAGAAAUCUCAACAGAAGGAAUCCGACAUGAACGAUAUUUUGGAGUAUCUUCUAAACCUCGUGACAGUUCAACUGCAGAAUGAUCCGGGACAAGAUCCCGAUGCUACUGUUGGUAUUGUACAAUGCUUGAGCAAGUUUUUCAGAAGCAACCUGGCUUUUUUCAGUCGACUGCGCGUUGAUUGUCGACCCAUCCUUCAUUUUGCUGCAAGGUCACUCGAGACGAGAGAAAUUCUUCCUAGACGCGCCGCUGCUGAGUUUUGGGUAGGUGCAUUUUACGAACACCUUUUCCUCGGACGCUUGAACGAUCCGCUUACACAAUGCAGAAACAGUUCCUCGAAUACACGAAUCAGCCCCCUGAAAUCCAGCCAUUGCUGGAUAGCAUGUUUGACGAGAUCCACAGCCAGCUCGCCGUUGCGCUCGUAUCACAGGUUGCCUUGCAUAGUUCCAAAAGCGAGCUAGGAACCUUUGCGGAGCCCAUUGGGAAAUACGUUCAACGGCAUCGGAAUUCAAUUUCGUGGAUGGAACAAGCCAUCCAUACAGUU